CAGUUCAUGUCCAAAGAUAAUUAUCGUUUCAUCUCCUUGCCCAUCAAGCAAGACUGACACACCAGUUAAUCAGAAUGUAUGUGAUGAGACUCAGGGAAUAAAUGGAAAAGCACUAAUUAAAGUGUCCCCAUAUUCAGCUGCAAGUCCAAAGCCACAAGUGCCUCCAAAACCAUUACAUCUGCAGAAUUCACCUUCAUCCAGUAAAUACCAGAUAUCCAAGUAUAAAGCUUUACCUAAUAUAAAACCGAGAAUGGAGGAAGUUAAUUCUGUCCCUGCUUCUUUUCUCUCAAAAGAAAAACCCAGUAAGGUGUCAGAUCUCAUCAAUCACUUUGAAGGAGGCAGCUCAUCAUCCAAUUCUACUGAUUUCAAGAAAGAACCUUCUGUUAGUCAAACUGUUUCUAGAGCUCAAGGAAGACAUGGAUUGAUAACGGUCCUUCAGCCAAAACUCCUAUCUCAACAUCCUCAACAGGAAAUCAAUACAGAUCAAACUCAGGAUACACAGAAAUAUACAGCCAAUGGUAUGAUUGGAACACAAAAAGAGAUGGAAUGUGAAGACAAUAAAUUCCACUCUGAUGGUUCUAAUCAAAUUUUGAAACCAGCCAUUUAUAAUAGCUUAGCAAAUGGAGAAAAGGACAGAAUUGCUACCAGUUCUUCUUUACCCACAACAAAUAUUUGCAGAGGAAGUGCUGGAAAUAGUUGUUACAGGACUUCAAAUAGAAACCCCUUGCUUUUGUUGGAAAAGGAACACAAAGAAAUGAAAGCCAUUCUGGAAGAGAAAAAAGAUGAAGAAAGCUCACUUGAACUUGAGAAGCAGAAUCUAUCCACAGAAAUUAAGGAGACAGAUGAACAGAAACGUCACAAGAUUGCCACUGAACUCUUGCUUACAGAAAGAGCCUAUGUUAAUCGACUUGACCUUUUAGACAAGAUAUUUUAUUGCAAACUGUUGGAAGAAGCUAAUCGAGGCUCGUUUCCAACAGAGAUGGUGAACAAGAUAUUUUCUAAUAUUUCUUCAAUAAAUGCAUUCCACAGUAAAUUCCUUUUGCCAGAACUGGAAAAACGAAUGCAGGAAUGGGAAACCACUCCUAGAAUUGGUGACAUUCUACAGAAGUUGGCUCCUUUUCUAAAAAUGUAUGGAGAGUAUGUGAAAGGCUUUGAUAAUGCAAUGGAAUUAGUUAAAACCAUGACUGACCGGAUAGCUCAAUUUAAAUCAGUGAUUGAAGAAAUUCAGAAACAAAAGAUCUGUGGGAGUUUAACACUGCAGCAUCACAUGCUAGAACCUGUGCAGCGAAUUCCUAGAUAUGAGUUGCUCCUUAAAGAUUACCUAAAGAAAUUGCCCCCUGAUUCCCUAGACUGGAAUGAUGCUAAAAAAUCACUUGAAAUUAUCUCUACUGCAGCAAGCCAUUCCAAUAGUGCAAUACGGAAAAUGGAUAAUCUUAAAAAGCUAUUAGAGGUUUAUGAGAUGUUGGGAGAAGAGGAAGACAUUGUUAAUCCCUCAAAUGAGCUUAUACGGGAAGGACAGAUCCUUAAACUUGCUGCUAGAAACACUUCAGCUCAGGAACGUUAUCUUUUCUUAUUCAACAACAUGUUGCUAUAUUGUGUACCAAAAUUCAGCUUGGUGGGAUCUAAAUUCUCCGUUCGAACUAGAGUUGGUAUUGAUGGGAUGAAAAUUGUAGAAACCCACAAUGAAGAAUAUCCACAUACAUUUCAGAUUUCUGGAAAAGAACGCACACUAGAACUACAGGCCAGUUCUGAGCAAGACAAAGAAGAAUGGAUCAAGGCACUUCAAAAUACUAUUGAAGCUUUCCAUCAAAGGCAUGAAACCUUCAGAAAUGCUAUAGCAAAAGAUAAUGACAUGCAUUUGGAGGUUUCUACCGCUGAGCUUGGGAAAAGGGCCCCCAGAUGGAUUCGGGACAAUGAAGUAACAAUGUGUAUGAAAUGCAAAGAAUCUUUUAAUGCACUGACAAGGAGAAGGCAUCAUUGCCGAGCAUGUGGACAUGUGGUUUGUUGGAAAUGUUCUGACUAUAAAGCUCAACUUGAAUAUGAUGGUGGUAAAUGGAACAAAGUUUGUAAAGACUGCUAUCAAAUAAUAACUGGAUGCACAGACAGUGAAGAAAAGAAAAGGAAAGGAAUCUUAGAGAUUGAAUCAGCAGAGGUAUCUGGAAACAGUGUCAUUUGCAGUUUUCUUCAGUAUAUGGAAAAGUCUAAGCCCUGGCAAAAAGCUUGGUGUGUGAUCCCUAAACAAGAAGCUCUUGUACUCUACAUGUAUGGUGCUCCACAGGAUGUCAAAGCUCAAGCAACCAUCCCACUUCUGGGCUACACAGUAGAUGAUACACCAAGGAAUGCUGAUCUCCCUCAUAGUUUCAAACUGACUCAAUCAAAGUCUGUGCAUAGCUUUUCUGCAGACAGUGAGGAACUAAAACAGAAAUGGUUGAAAAUCAUUCACUUAGCUGUCAAAGGUGAGACAUCAGAGUAUCCAAAUGAAGUACAAGUCACUGAAAAUGAUCAUCCUGGACUGACAAGAAAGUCAGAGUGCUGAGUCCUAUUGUUGGUGGUUGGGAGUGGGGAAAGGAAGCAGCCAUGUGAUGAAGCAAAUGAAGGGGGAAAAAAAAUCCCACGAGAAAAUAAGACAUUCCCAGCAAUCCUCCAUUUUUUAGCACUUUAUUUUGAAAAUGCAGGUUUAUAAGCAAAUUUUGGGAUAUGAGGGAAAGGGUGUGAUAAGAACAGAUUAUUUUCCUAAACUGUAUCAUUAAUAAAGUUGUUGUAGAGUCAUUUCACUGAUAAUUUUUUAUUAAUGUGAACAAUCUUUAAGAAUUCUGCCUUGAUCAUUUAUUACUUGUGUUUGUUUUAAAGAAAAUGGCAUUUGAUUCUCCUUCUGUUGGGUUAAAAUGUGCCAGAUUCCUUGUUAUAUUUUUUGCUCUUGGAGUAGGACUUGGUACAAUUUGAAAAAUAUACCUCUAUAUUGCCAAAAUAGAUAGGUAGUGAAAAAUACAGGGGUAGUUUACUUUAAUGCAUUUGCUCUAUUGAAGUUAGUAUCUAAGGCUAUUUACACACAUUGUGUAUGUUUAACAAUAUAUUUUCUUAUAGAAAAAAAUAAAAAUGACAAAUUACAUUGACUUUUAGAAUUUCAAUUUAUCAAGAAUAAAAAGCUAAUUGUUUUUCUUCCAAAAACUGUAUUAUUCAAAUAAGGAAAAGAAACAGAAGCAUAAGCAUUUAUGUAAAAUAUCAAACAGAUUGUACUUUGACUUCAUGAUUUUAGAAUCAUAUUUGUCUGUUAUUUAUAUAUUUUUUAAAAACAAAGCAUGUUUUAUCUUGGAAUUAAACAAAAUAGUCUAAUGAAUGUUUUGACAAUUUAGGUUUAAUUAAUUUAUAGCUAAUGGUCUUGAUAUUUUUGUAAGCUUAACAAAAAUAGCAAUUUAUAUGACUGAAUUCCAACUCUAUUUUAAGACUAUUAAUUUUUUCUUUUAUGUUCUGUGCCUAUUUAAAACAGUGCCUCUAUUUGAAGGUGCUAAUAUUACAUAUUUGAAUAUUACAUACUUGAAUAUGAGAUGUAGAUUCAGAUAGUAAUGUUUUUGUCUUCAUUAUUUUGAGAUAAGUAAUGGUAAUUUAGAUCAUGAGACACUUGAGCAUUUAGAACAUUUCAUUUUAUUAUAAUCAAAUGAAUGGAUCUGAAAAUGUUCUCUGUGGGAAACCUAACUGAACUAGGACUUGGAGGAGACACUACUUGAUAAACUUUCUCAUUGAAGAAAAAUGUUUUCAAUAAAGUUUUUUUACUUGUUUUCUAUAGGCACACUUAAAUGUAUUAUAUAUGCUACAUGUAUAUUACAUAUUCACGUAUCAAUCUAUUCAUCCCAUCUUAACUAUUUAGGAAGCACCUGCUAUGUAUAAACUGGAUUGGAUUCACUUGAAUUCCUAGCAUUUAUUAAUUUUUAGACAACUAAUACAAUUCAAUUAUCAGGAAGAAAUAGUUUUUUAAAAUAUUAAAACAUCUUAAAGUAUGACCAUGAAAAAUGUUAUUUUCUCUCAAAUCUACAAAGCUCCUCAUUUUUCCCCUGAGAUCAUUAUUUCAAGAAAGAAAACAACUUCAUUUUUAAAAAUAUUUUAUUUUAGUUUACAGAUUUUGGGAAAGUGAUAUAAAACAAUCUUUUGGUGAUUUUUUUUUUUAAAUGGGGAUUUUAAUUUUUUUAAAUCAUGCCUCUGCUUAGACACUGCCUUCAUAAUAAAAUGAAAAAUAUAGUUCUUGCAUUUAAGAUGUCAUUAUCUUCUCAAGUUAAGCCAUUUCUUCAGUAUAUUUUUUUUCUUUUUAUUCCUAAUAUAUGAGUGCUAAAAGACUCAAAUCCUUCUUUGUCUUUUAACUGUUUCCCUCAGAAACCAAGAAAUGACUGAGUUCAUGAAAUCUUCUCUUCAUAACAUUAAAACAUUCCAGUUCUUUUUUUUUCCUUAAGAUUUAUUUAAAGUUUUAAACAUUGUGGAGAGUACACAUUUUUAUAUCCAGCUUUUUAAAAAAGUUUACUCAUGGACAUGCCAGCAGUCUCUAACAUGGUACUUCAAUGAAAAUACCACUUUUGGUUUGGUAUGGUUUGCUUAUUGUUCAGAGUAAACAUUUACAAUGAAGACUUGAAUGUGAAAGUAUCUGUCCAAAAGGAGUGUAUAUUCUCUCUUGAGCUUAAAGCUAAUGUUGCACUUUAAAUUGUUGCUUUUAUUUUCCAUUAAUGAAAUAAAUUAUUUAAACAAUUUUGAAGGAUAUGGGUAAUUAAGAACUUUAUUAUUUAAAAUACUACUCUUUCUAAUCAUAUCUAUUAAUUUGAAAGUUAGAGUGUAGAAAAGAUGUAAACUUAUAGAAAUAAAUUAAAAGAAAUUCUAUCUGAUCCUAAGUAGAUUAUUAAAAAUACAUGUAAGGUGACAAAGAAUGUUUGCUUUUUUUUUUUUUUUUUACAUAUUUUAAAGAAACUACAGAUUUUCUGGUACUGCAGGGUUGUUGAAGAAUCAUUAAUGCCUUCUGAAAAUUUUUUCAAAAUUAAAAUAAUUCUUCCAAUAUAAUAUUCAAUUGUUUUCUUGCUGCUGUCAUGAUUUUGAAGAUUUACGAAGAAAUAUUAGGAUUCAUUUUUUUUUUUAAUUUUGUCUGUUCAGCUCCUUCUAUUCUGCUUAUUCUCAGUUUGCUCUCUGGCAGAUAGCCUUCAUGAAGUCUUUUAUAGUGUUUCUGUCUAGAUUUUAAUCUUACAUAGGGGAAAGACAGAAUUGAAGAUAAGACAUUUAAGGUGAAAGCAAGAUCCUGGUUUCUAUAAAAGUCCUUGCUACAUAUAAUACUGAAGAAAAUGAAUGGAAAUAAAAGUUAUUGCAUAAGGCAUGUUAACACAUCUGAGAUUUUAUGUAAAUGUUAUCAUUUAUAGUUAAUUAAAAUGAAUUAAGAGAAUGUCUUAAGAUUUUCUUUUUUUAAUGUUUGUUUUCUUCAUGAAUGUAUUCAAAGUAGGAAGGAGAAUUUGACUUAUCUGUUUUUAUCCUUGGGUCUUUUGUAACAUGCUUUACGGAUAGUAGUCUGUCGAGUUCCUUCUUCAUUCUUGCUCCAUAUUUUAUGUCUAUAGAAUCACUCAAUGAAUUUAUUAACUUUUAUCUUUGAAAAUAAUAUUUAUAUCAAUUAAGUUUAUUUUUAAAAUUCCUUUUGUGAAAUUAUUUUUGUGUGCUUAAAAUAUUAAAUUAUUCAUACUGUGUUUCACAGAUGCGAAUUAAAUUAUUUGCCAUGGAAACAUUCAUGUUAUACUGUUAAACAUUCUACUAAUUGUUUACAUGGAUUUUUAGAGUAACUCGUUCUCUUUGUAUCUAUCAUGUCAGUUUGAUGGGAGAGAACAGCAAGACUCAGAAAGAUAAGAAUAAAUCAGAAUAUGAACAGAUUAAAAAGUGCUUAUCCCAAGAUCAAAGUAAUCUUUAUCUUCAUAUUACUGAGAAAUUUGGGUCAAUGGGGAAUACAUAAAAUAUAAAAGGGGGAAAAUAUAAAUAAUACUUCUUACCAAAGGGACUGGGUGCUUUUGUUAAGAUCAACAUGCAGAUUUUUAUACACACACACACACACACCCCAAUUUCCACUACGCAUCAUCUUUUCAUCCUGUUUUUUAUUGAUGCUUUCCUGAAGAAUUUCACCCCCUUGGGAUAUUCUGUUCAGCUUAUUGUGAUGGAAGUCAGCUAACACCAGUAACAUUCCAUUAUCUUACUUGAUUAAAGAUUUGGCACAAUGCUCUUGUGCACUUGCUUUCUGUCAACUCCUGAAUAAAAUAGCACAAUUUCUAUGAAAUAUUUUUUCUAUUUAUUGGCAAAUAACAAUUGGUCUUGUUUUAAAAUGUGAAAUUGGCAAAUGCCACUAUUGCAUCAUUUAAAUAAUGGUACCAAAAAAUACACAUUUGGAGAUGGGAGGAGUCAAAAUAUCCUAAUCUGUGAAGGAUCUUUUAUGUGAAAGAAUUUUAACUAUCAUACACAUUAUAUGGGUAUUUAAAAAUAUUAUUUGGAGACCAUAGUUCAUUGUCAAAACAAUCAUAUCCUUAGAUAAAAUACUUUUUAAAAAAAUUCAAAUUAGCAUCAUGCCAUGUGAGUAAAGUAUUAACUGAUAAUGACUCAAAUUAAGUUCUCAAAUUCCACAUUUAAUUCUAAUAUUUAAAAGUGCAUGUGAAAAAUUUUAAGAUCUAUGAAUGUAAAAUAGUGACAACUAUUGUAAAUAAUCUGUAACAUAUGUAUAUUUGGUCAGUAAAGGAUGAGAAUUAUAAACAUUUUAAAAUUAAGCACUUUAAUUUCUGUUCAAUAUUAAAAGUUUGUAUCUUGUAAAUAAAAUGAUUAUUAAAUAACUA
Molecule: messenger RNA, 6830 nt
Organism: Antechinus flavipes (yellow-footed antechinus)
Lineage: Eukaryota; Metazoa; Chordata; Mammalia; Dasyuromorphia; Dasyuridae
Gene: FGD4
Product: FYVE, RhoGEF and PH domain containing 4
Exons: 16
Coding region: 251-2536 (761 amino acids)
Biological process (GO): filopodium assembly; cytoskeleton organization
Cellular component (GO): cytoplasm
Molecular function (GO): metal ion binding; guanyl-nucleotide exchange factor activity
Source: RefSeq, a predicted model, not a curated record